AGUGCACCGACUGAGAGGGAACAAAUAUUCUCACAGGAGUGAUUUUUUUUUUCAGUAGCCUACUGCAAUGACCGGAUUAUCUAUUUGUUUCACCUGGGCCUUGGCAGCUUUUGUUUUCGUAACACCUGCAGAGUCCUCUCCAGUUGUCGGCCCAGAACCUAUCCGCUGCGCCCCUUGCACUCCAGAACAGCUCGGCCAGUGUCCCGCAGUGCCCACAAACUGCCGUGAGGUGCUUAGGGAACCGGGCUGCGGAUGCUGUUUCGCUUGCGCUUUGGAGAGAGGAGAUAACUGCGGCGUCUACACGGCACACUGCGCCACCGGCCUACGCUGUUCUCCUCGACCAGGAGACCCAAGACCCCUCCACUCACUUACCAGAGGACAUGCUGUCUGCACAGAUCAGGAUGGGGGUGAAGAUGAGGGCACAGAUCACGGGUCCAUUCAGCACUAUCUGGGCCUGAACAGACCACUGGAUGCUCUGGAGGCCCAAGAGAGCUUGAAGGCAAAAGUGAACGCUAUCCGGAACAAACUCGUGCAGCAGGGACCAUGCCAUACUGAACUGCAUGCAGCCUUGGACAUGAUUGCCACAUCCCAACAGAAACUGGGAGAAAAAUUUACAAGCUUCUACCUCCCCAACUGUGACAAGCAUGGCUUUUACAAAGCCAAGCAGUGUGAGACGUCUCUAGUGGGACAGAGUGCACGCUGUUGGUGUGUGUCUUCAUGGAAUGGCAAACAGAUUCCAGGAUCCAGUGACAUUCCUGGAGAGGCUCAGUGUCAUCAGGAAGUCACUCAUUAAAGACAUACUCAAAGCCAGACACACGUGUGUGCAAGCUCGCGCGCACACACACACACACACACACACACACACACACACUACACUUAUCCACACACAAGCUCUGACACAUAUGCUCACCCACACAAAAACACACACACACACACACACACACACACACACACAUGCUUAUGGAGACACCCACACACAUACACACAUGCUGAUAACCUUUUAUGUAUGUUGGCAUUAUAUUAAGACUUAUUUAUUCCAAAUGUAUAUGUGGAGAGUAAUAUGCCAGUCUCUGGUGAUUUGUUUAUGACUAUUUAUAUAUUUACCUAUUUUUAUUGUAAGUAGGAAAACACUGUAUGCAUUUGUUUCUGACUAAACAACUCCAUCUGCAAAGACCACACACCUCCAGGUUCAGCCAAGCCCAAUACAGAGUCCUUGGGAUCUGUUUUUGAUUCACUCAAAUAUUGGAUCAUUGCACUGUGGAUCUUUCUAAUUAAUAUAGCUCUGGGGCUUUGUGUAUAUUUUUCUGUUUAUGCUUUGUCAUAUUUCAUGUUCAGAUGUUGUGCUGGCUUUCCAAGCGUUGAAGGAAAACUACAGAUAUCUACAAAUGUCGGCAGGCGUACAAUUGCUUUGUCAGUUAUAGUUCUAUAACAUAAACAUACUCUGGGUGUUCUGGUUGAGUGGUACUGCAGUACAUGUUUUACAGUAAGACUGCAGGUGGAUAGGUUUUACCAACCCCUACCUCUUCGGGCUGCAGCAGACCGUGGCCCAUUUCAGUCUCUUGGCACAGAUGGUCCAGUUUCCUGUUGUUUGGCUUAUAGGAGGUGCAGCAAGUUGAGUGGGCACUGGAUUGGCUUUGGCAAGUAUUACUAAGCCAUUAUAUAGACACAGAUAUAUUAUUGUGUCAGUAAGCCUGUGAUAAAGUUUUAUUAUACGUGUGCCACCCAAUGUGAUGUACAAUUCUUUCAAAAAAUACCAUUCUCAGGGUCUGGCCGUGUGCUUUAGCGAGUCUGCUGAGCUGUGUGGCGUUAUGUUGCUGCAAAAUUCAACAUACAAACUUAAUACAAACCACUGUCUUUGGGAAAGCCUAUUACCAAUGUAGGCCAUGUUUUUUUUUUUUUUUUUUUUUUUUUUUAAACUGGAGUGAGGCUGAUGCACAGAGGACUGUACUUAGUCUGAAGACACGUUUGUCCAUGAUGCUGCUGUUUCUGUGUGCAGGUGUAAACUACAGUCCUUCUGCAUCGGUGUAGAUAAAUGCUGCUAUUGUUUUAUUUUUGGUUAUUCCAUUUUGGGUGCAGUUCUUUAAAGAGCUGUUGCAUUGUAUCAACACUUGUGGUGAAAAACUGUAUAUUCUUUCAAUAAACCUGUUGUCUUUGACACA
This is a messenger RNA of Sardina pilchardus (European sardine), 2159 nucleotides long. It is a transcript of the gene igfbp1b, whose product is annotated as insulin-like growth factor binding protein 1b. Gene Ontology annotation, molecular function: insulin-like growth factor I binding; insulin-like growth factor II binding. The record is from RefSeq and is a predicted model, not a curated record. NCBI's taxonomy places the organism in Eukaryota, Metazoa, Chordata, Actinopteri, Clupeiformes, Clupeidae. The transcript is spliced from 4 exons. Gene Ontology annotation, biological process: regulation of insulin-like growth factor receptor signaling pathway. Gene Ontology annotation, cellular component: extracellular region. The coding region runs from base 68 to 793 and encodes 241 amino acids.